Molecule: messenger RNA, 988 nt
Organism: Oryza sativa Japonica Group (Japanese rice)
Lineage: Eukaryota; Viridiplantae; Streptophyta; Magnoliopsida; Poales; Poaceae
Source: RefSeq, a predicted model, not a curated record
UCUCGUCUCCCCGAGCCAUCACGCCAAGACGUACUCCCUCCUUCCAUUGUUACACGCGUUCACAAACGGCCAGCGAGACGACGUCGUCGAUCGGCGAAGCUAGGGUGGGUGCGCUGCGCGCGUGGCGCCGCCGCGAGAGACGAUCAGGCCGGGGGAGCAAUGUACCAGGCGAUCCCGUACAGCAGCACCCGGCCGUGGCUCAGGCCGGAGCCGGCGGCGAGCGUGGUCGACGUCGUGAAGGUGGAGACGACGACGGCCGUCGCGGGUCGGGGCGGUGAGGCGGAGGUCGUGGGGGAGGAGGAGGCGGCGGAGGUGCGGAGGGCGGUGGCGGAGAGCCCGGUGCUGGUGGUGGGGAGGCGCGGGUGCUGCCUCAUCCACGUGGUGAAGCGGCUGCUGCAGGGGCUCGGGGUCAACCCGGCCGUGCACGAGGUCGCCGGCGAGGCCGCGCUCAAGGGGGUUGUGCCGGCCGGUGGGGAGGCCGCGGCGCUCCCCGCCGUGUUCGUCGGGGGGAAGCUCCUCGGCGGGCUCGACCGCCUCAUGGCCGUCCACAUCUCCGGCGAGCUCGUGCCCAUCCUCAAGAAGGCCGGUGCCCUCUGGCUUUAAAUCACCAUCAUCUUCCUUCUCUCCUUCCAAUUUUUUUCUUCCUUUCUUCACAACAUCGUGCCAUCGUGGUUCAAUCCUGGCCGUUGGAUUCGGUUUUACAUCGCGGCGGAUUUCCUCUAGGAUAUUUUUCCUCCUCCUUUUCCGUAGGGUGUGCUAAGCUUUGAGAAAAAGAACCAGAGAGAGCUAAAGCUAAUGUUGCUAGUUAAUAGUAGUAAUUCAUUUAGCAAAAUAUAUCUUCGUGCGUGCGUACGUGAUGAUGAGUAUUUUACUCCCCACCAUGUGAAUACGGAGCGAGAGAGGAAGAGGGACAGUGACAUUUGCCACAUCUGUACAGUUUUGCAUUUCUGAAUUAAUUAAUGAGAAUGAGACGUUCAUUUUGCCCCCA